UGUUAGCAAGGCAAGGAUAUUGUGCAUUAAAACUCAUUGAAUGGCACGAUCUGAAGUAAUCAACGCAUGACGCCGUGCCUCACCAUCUCGUACGUUGGUUCAUUUAAAAAAAUCCCAGUUUUUGAAAUAAUUUCAUGGAGUGCCCGCAUUUGGAAGAAACUGUACUUGUAACAGCGCCAUCUAUAAAAAGCGAAAAUUUACCACCAGAUUAUUUUUGCGCAGCAUGCAAGACAGACAAGAGUCCAUGGAUUUGUGCCCGAUGUGGAAAAAUUCAUUGUGGAAGGUAUGUGAAUGGACACGCCAAGGAGCAUUUUGAGGCAACCUCUCAACAUGCUGUCUGUAUGGAUUGUGAUAACCAUGCAGUUUACUGCUAUAUCUGUGAUGAAUUUGUGAUUAAUGAUACAAAAUAUGGGCACUUGGACAAACUCAGGAAAAGCUUACAGUCAUUAGCCAGUGCCAGAAAUCAUAUACGACAGAAAGUACGCCGACGAGCUUCCACAGAUUCACAAGAGAAUGAUAGACAUAGGAAAAAAGUUAAAAAGGAUGACAGACCACGGUCAUCUGGACUUAGGAAUUUAGGAAACACAUGUUUCAUGAAUGCAGUAUUACAGUCCCUUAGUAACAUUCAGCAAUUCUGUGGUUACAUCAAACAAUUGCCAUCCUUGGAGGAAAAGAUCAGCAAAUCACGCAAAUACCACCACACACGUAAAACACGCAACGAGGAGGAUGAUGUACUCCUGAUUGAAGAGUUACGAAAGACACUGGUAGCAUUGUGGCAAGGGACCAAAGGAGCCAUUUCUCCAGAAUCUCUAUUCUGUGUCAUUUGGAAAGUUGUGCCAAGAUUUAGGGGUUACCAGCAACAAGAUGCCCAUGAGUUUAUGCGCUACCUCCUGGACCGGUUACACACCGAGCUGCUCACACUGCUACCCUACCCAAACAACAACAGCCCCUUCAUAGGACCAAAGGGCAAGAGCACCAUUGUCACUGCAAUAUUUGGGGGAUUACUCCAGAAUGAAGUCAACUGUCUGGUGUGUGGUGUGGAAUCAAAAAAACAUGACCCUUUUCUAGAUCUAUCACUAGAUAUUCCAGCCCAGUUUGCUACACGAGGAGCUAAAUCUAAAGAUGGGGAGCAGCAGAUCUGUCGAUUAUCAGACUGUUUAACAAGUUUUACUGAGGUUGAAGAGUUGGAGGAGUCGGAACUCUACAUGUGUAGUAACUGUAAAAAGAGACAAAGAUCAACAAAGAAAUUCUGGAUACGACGGUUGCCUAACGUUUUAUGUUUACACAUCAAGCGGUUUAGAUGGCAAUCCUUCUUCCGUAUGAAAUUGGAAACAUUCAUAGAAUUUCCGCUGAGAGAGCUCAAUAUGAACAGAUAUGUUCUGGAUAAUUUGCACGAGACAAGGGGUAGUUAUGGAGGAAGUAGCCAGUAUGACCUUGCUGCUGUCAUCGUACAUCAUGGAUCAGGAGCUGGUUCAGGUCAUUAUACAGCAUAUGCCAUGCAUGAAGGUCAGUGGUAUCACUUCAACGACAGCACAGUGACCCCCUGUGAUUCCGAAGUGGUGGCCAAGUGUAAAGCCUACAUACUGUUUUAUAUACGGAGAGAGUUUAAGCUGCCUGAAUACUUGGGUAUCAAUGGUAACAGUCACAGACAGUGAAGAUCAUAUUGACUCUCAAUGCAGGGCCUGGCAGUGCCCAUUAUCAGUGUUAAGAAAUCACUGAAGGCCAUCACAGCCUAGUCUCACCAAGCCUUUGGUUUCAUAUAUUGGCUUAUAGUCAGCGUUAAACAGUUGGAGACAGGAGAGUUCAAAGUGCACAGCUACAGACAUUAAGGAAAGGCUUAGCUUCACAUUUGAUUUACCUGCAUUUGGGAUAUCUUUAGACACAUUUAGAGUUUAGAAUAAAAUUUCACAAUGAUGAUUUGUAAGUAAAGAACACAAAAUUAUUCAUUUGAAUUUAUACUCUUAAACACUUACUUUAAAGAUGUUGAAAAGCUUUGCCAUAGACAGGUUCAAGGAGUGAAAGGCUAGUGCAGAUCAUAAAGCAACCCAAGAUAUUUGGUCACAUUAGCACUGUGCUACUGGCUCCUGUGGGCAUAAGGAAACUUUGUUCAUAUUCUUUUAUAAAAUAGGUCCCAAAAGGGUGAUAAAACUCACAUUCAGGUUAAAUUGGUUGUUGAAUAUGGCAGGAAUAAUAUAUACCUAUACAUAUUCACUUGAGAUCCAUUGAGGCAGGAAAAUAUAAGUAAGAAAAGAAUGGAACGUUAAAAUCUUUGAUCAGUCUUCCUUUGAGCUAAUGAUCUAUUUAUUUCCUGAAAAUUCGAACUCUAGAAAUAGAAAAUUCUGACUAAGUAGUUUCUACUUUUAGGUACAUGAGCGCCAGAAAUUGCAUGUGACAGAGGAUAAGGAAAUUAUCGUUGGUUACUCUGAUAGGGGAUUGUUAUGUAAAGGAAUUACAUUACUUACUGAAGAUAUUAUGAAAACAAGCAAUUAGCUGUAAAAUGUUGAGAAUUAUUUGGAUUUUUGAAAUGCAGAUUUGAUUGGAAAGUCUUCAACCAUAUAAUGAACAAGAAGGUUUAAACUUAACAGUAUUCGGAAAUAAGUCAGGAACAAGUUAUCAAGGAGGAAAUUUUCAAUAGAUAAAAGUAAGCUCUUAUGGUAAUACAUGCAGAUAGAAAGGAACUUUUUUUUCAUUCUUUGCAGUAUUAGCUUCAAAAAGUGUAAUUGGAACAAAAGUAUACCUUUGUGAAGGUCAGAUAUGCUUGUGAUUCAUUCCAUCAGUCAAAAUGUUAUUUUAUCAGGCGAAUGCUCAAAAGUGCAUGCUUUUUUCACGUGUUAAAUGUAGUUGAUAUCUUUUACAUGUGGAAUAGAUGGUAGAGCAGAAAUUUGUCACGUUUUAUUUGCUUUUUGUAAUUUUCAGUCUUUUUGCCUGUGUAAAAUUUGCUCUCAGAUGAUGCAAGAAGUCCUCAUUGCAAAAAAGAUAGCAUAUUGGAUAACAUCUUGUAAGGUCAAAGGAUAUAAUAUGUUCACUCUCAACAGAGAACGAUGCACGUUUGUAAUGUACUGUCUUUUACUUGAUUGUAAACCCAGUUGGCAUUGUGACUACCUUACAAAUAUUGGAUAUUUUAGCAUCAUUUGACGUCCUUUUACCAAAUGGAUAAAUAUUGUUUAUCUAUGUAUACUGAAACUGUCCCACCAUGUGAAAAUGUUGAUACGGAUGGAUUAUAAAAUGGCGGGAUGUAUGCCGAUAAGAUAAGAUUUUGAUAAAUUUGAAAACUAGUACAGUGUAUAAUAUCCUAUUUCUUUUUGACUGCCAAAAAAGGAUGCAAGUUAACUUGGUUCUAACUGUUGUUUCGUCAUUGUCGAGUAAAACAGGGUAUCCCUCAGAUCCAUAUAGAAGGUAUCUGAUAAUUAAGCGCAGUAGGUUUGAGAGACGUUAUCAUUAACUUGGUGACCAACAUUCAAAGGGUUUGUACAUUCAAAAUACUAGUUGUGUAUUCCUAAAAUGAAAUCUUUGCUGUGACUCUAGUAUUGUGCGAUUGCUUUAGCAGUAUGAGUGCAGAUUUCAAACUGGGCAUUUCUGUUGAUGGAUAUUAAAUAUGUAAUCAACUAUUGAUAGGGUCAAUUAUCUAUGUUCCUUGGUCAAUAAUCUCAAUAUGACUUGAACAUGUAGAGUCAAGAUUAAUGGGUCUUUAUUGGUAUCCAAUGCUUUUAUAUGUAUACAACAAUGAUGUACCAGUAAUUAACGAUGUGCUGUUACUGUAUAAUCAACCCUUGGUAUCAUAUCAAAUCUUAAUCUACAUUAUGAUCUUUAUGGGUGAACAUAGUUGACUUUUUACCUAAUUGUUAUAUUUCGUUUUCUUUAAUUGCUCAAAAACAAGAUAUUUAGUCAACAAAUAAAGCAGGUAUGAAGCUUGUGCAGUGAAUUAUUUUAUUAGCUUUACUCCAGUACGGUGUUUCUAAAAGGUACAUAUCAAAAAUUUACUUUAUUUAUUUUACAAUAAGCUCAUGCCUUGUAAUAAGCCAACCCAUGCUCAUGACAUCAGUAAACUACGUAAUAAGCAUAAAACUACCUUUAUUUAAAAGCUAUAUGUUGUCCUUUGAGCUUACUACAGAUAAAAUAUGGUAAAUUCUCAUAAAAUAGAGGAGAUUGUUACAGGUAAAAGUAAAAAAUUCCAAUUAAAAUGAAGGUUGUUUUGAACAAAGCUAAGUGGUUAUGUCCACCAAUAGCUCUGUCGAUGGGAACUAGAGAUCUGCAGUCAACCUGGUAGUCUGUUACCAUGCAGUAACCUGUCCAGGGCUUACCCUAUAAACUUUCUUUAUAAGGAAAUGUUGUGUUUCGUAAUGUUGCAGGCAUAUUUAUCCAAACAAGCCCAAAGUUAAAAUCAGCUGAUUGACUUACAAUUACUGGACAAUGAAAGAGUAUUUAUUGAUAAUUUUACUGACAAGAAAUGUUCAGGUUGUAGAAUUUUUACAUAAGCAAGACAAAGAUAGUGUUUUCAAUAUUAACUUCAUGAUCUACUAGUUAUGUCACUCCACCAAAUUGUUUAACAUCAGACUUGACAAUUAAUGGAGACCCCAACAAUGGUAGGGACAGAUCUAGUUAAAUCAAGAGUUGUCAACAUGCUUGCAUGACAUAUGUUUGACUUCAAAAUUUUGUUUACCAUACUUUUUCUCAACACGGUGUAACUUGAAUCUUCAAAAAUUGAUCAAAUAAAUUCCAUCAGAUUAAGGGUACCAUUGAUGGUGCUCAAGAGACCCUGUACAUCAAUAUCCUGGCAUGAUGAUUGGUCUAAAUUUACGUGUACAAUGUUAGAUACAGGUUACAUUACAAAGCAAACCAAUCGUGACGACUUGGGGCAUGAACCACAAUUUAGGGUUGAAAAAUGCUGAGGAUAAGAGAGAGAGAAACAAGUUUAUAUUGUUCUUGUGUUGUAGCAUGAACAGUGGCUUUAGUGUAUUGAAAAUGGUAAGUGAGAGGCUUACAGCUCGAUUCAUUAAUGGUAUGUUUGCAGUAUGUGAAAUAGCGAUGAGAGAAGCAUGUUUGUGAGAGAUAAUGGUAGAAGGAAAAUCGUUGAUUUGCAUGUGUAUCAAAUUUGAUGUCUCCCAUGUAUGGAUUUGUGGAUUUGAUCUCAUUUGAAUUUUUAUUACAAUACUAUGUCCAAGUGACUGAUGGAAAACAGAAUGUGGAUGUGGCGAUAAUGAACAUAAUGAACAAGGUUUUGUCCAGUUACAACAUUAUAAUUUCAUGCUAUAUCUGCAUGUUCAAAAUGCUUUGCAUACUGUGAGAGUCGAUGUGUUGUAAAAAUGAAAUAAAUGUUGACUACAGAUGUGGAUGUAAGUAUGUGUAUGAUAUACAUGUAUUGAUGUUUGUUGCCGUGGGAACAGUGCUGGACACAGGAAGUGUAUGGUUUUGAUUUCUUGCUUUUUGAAAAAAGAUAAAGCAUUGAAA
This is a messenger RNA of Ylistrum balloti, 5448 nucleotides long. RefSeq names its product ubiquitin carboxyl-terminal hydrolase 3-like. Bases 135 to 1655 code for a protein of 506 amino acids. The record is from RefSeq and is a predicted model, not a curated record. NCBI's taxonomy places the organism in Eukaryota, Metazoa, Mollusca, Bivalvia, Pectinida, Pectinidae. Gene Ontology annotation, cellular component: cytoplasm. The transcript has 15 exons. Gene Ontology annotation, biological process: protein deubiquitination. Gene Ontology annotation, molecular function: zinc ion binding; cysteine-type deubiquitinase activity.